Molecule: messenger RNA, 8104 nt
Organism: Cervus elaphus (red deer)
Lineage: Eukaryota; Metazoa; Chordata; Mammalia; Artiodactyla; Cervidae
Gene: AFF3
Product: AF4/FMR2 family member 3
Exons: 25
Coding region: 741-4541 (1266 amino acids)
Biological process (GO): regulation of gene expression
Cellular component (GO): nucleus; super elongation complex
Source: RefSeq, a predicted model, not a curated record
GGGGGGUUGGGUGCAAGGGAUGGGUCUUACCCUGCCCUGUACUGUCUCUCCAGGAAGUCUUUGGGAGCUUGGGCCAGGCUCCCAGCGCUGUGGCCAAGAGGACAGGAGAGUCAGGAGACAAAAGAGAGGUUCUGGGUUUUGGCCAGCUAUAGAGAAACAAACAGGGCUAGGGCGCUGAUGGAGACGCCGGCUUCUCAUCCCUUACACAAAAGCAAGGGAGGGGGAAGUGAUCUUUAAAAUCCAGGAAGUAGUAAUAAUAAUAAGAACUUGGAUUUUUAGGAGGCACAGUGACACUCUUUCAUUCUUCUGUCAGACAGAAGAUAGGGCUGGAAGUUUGCAGUCAACCCCCAGAGGCCUGUCCGCCUUCCCUGAAAGAAAUAGAAAGGAGAUGGGUUUCCAGGGUCGGGCCAGCUGAACCACUGGGGAUGGCGGUCCCUUCCUCAAACUGCAGGUCCCCUCAGAAGAGGUUUCAUCCCCGAUCCCCUUGAUUUAACGUAACUUACUGGCUCCGGAUAUUUUAAGCGGUUUGUUUACGGCGCAACUGCAGGCUGCACCGCCAACUCGCUCCGCGCCUGGAGCGGCCAGGGCAUCUCCCAGCACCCACUCAGGUCGGCAGCCGCCCCAUCGCCCGGCCCGCGGCGGGGGGCGCCCGGCCGGAUCAGCUGCAGACCGGACCCCCCAAGAACGCGCGGGCGGCCCGAUCCUCGGCGACGGCGGCGGCGGCGCUGACACCUCCCACCAUGGACAGCUUCGACUUAGCCCUGCUCCAGGAAUGGGACCUCGAGUCGCUGUGGGGUGAAGACAUCCUAAACCAGAGGAAUGACUCUCUAGUUGUGGAGUUUCAGUCGUCAGCCAGCAGAUGCAGGAGUGUCUACGAACCAGAUAGAAACGUGUUACGGAGGAAAGAACGAGAAAGAAGAAACCAGGAAGCUCAGCAGGAUGAUGGCACAUUUAAUUCGAGUUACUCCCUCUUUAGUGAACCCUACAAGACUAACAAGGGGGAUGAGCUCUCCAACCGGCUCCAGAACACUUUAGGCAAUUACGAUGAAAUGAAAGACUUUCUCACGGAUCGAUCAAACCAGAGUCAUCUUGUGGGUGUUCCCAAACCUGGGGUUCCUCAGGCUCCCGUGACCAAGAUUGAUGAACAUUUUGUGGCAGAUUCAAGAACCCAGACUCAACCAGCAUCCGUCUGCAGCACCACAUCUGCCCCAGCAGCCAUGCCCGGGCAGCAGAGUAAGCGGGGCACCGUGGGCUGGCAGAAGGCUGGGCACCCGCCGUCCGAUGGCCAACAGAGAGCAACACAACAGGGCGCUCUCAGGACCUUGCUUGGCGAUGGCGUUGGCAGACAGCAGCCGCGGACCAAACAGGUGUGCAAUGUCGAGGUGGGUCUCCAGACCCAGGACAGGCCCCCCGCCAUGGGAGCCAAGCAUAGCGGCAGUGGCCACUGCGUGCAGAACUUUCCUCCCUCCCUGGCUUCGAAACCCAGCCUCGUCCAGCAGAAGCCUACUGCCUAUGUGCGGCCCAUGGACGGCCAGGAUCAGGCGCCCGAUGAGUCUCCGAAGCUGAAGUCGUCUACAGAGACUGGCGUUCAUUGCUUGUACAGGGGUGUCCCGGCCGCCAAGUCAGAGUCAGCCAGAGCCAAGGCCAAGCUCUCCAAGUUCAGCAUCCCCAAACAAGGAGAGGAGAGUCGAUCUGGAGAAACCAACAGCUGUAUUGAAGAAAUCAUUCGGGAGAUGACCUGGCCUCCACCGCUUGCUGCUAUUCAACCACCUGGCAAAGUGGAACCAAGCAAGUUUCCAUUUCCAAAUAAGGACUCUCAGCUUGCCUCCUCUGGACACAAUAAUCCAAAGAAAGGUGAUGCCGAGCCAGAGAGUCCAGACAAUGGCACAUCGAAUACAUCCUCUCUGGGAUGGUUAUCCCCAUUUACAGAUAAGGGAAAUGAUGCGCUGAGAGGAAUGCUAGAGGAUGACCUUAAGCUAAGCAGCGAUGAAGAGGAGAAUGAACAGCAGGCAGCCCAGAGAACGGCCCUCCACGCUCUGUCUGACAGUGCCGGACUCCAGCCGGCCGACGGCAGGGCCUCCGCGCCCUCGAGCAAGGGCAGCAGCAGCGGCAGCAGCAGCGGAAGCAGCUCCUCCAGCGACUCGGAGACCAGCUCGGGGUCCGACUCGGAGACGGAGAGCAGUUCCAGCGAGAGCGAGGGCGGCAAGCCUGCCCACUUCUCCAGUCCCGAGGCGGAACCAGCGUCCUCUAACAAAUGGCAGCUGGAUAAAUGGCUAAACAAAGUGAAUCACCACAAGCCGCCUGUCCUGAUCCAAAAUGAAAGCCACCACGGGCCGGAGAGCAGUGAGUACUACACCCCAGUGAAGGAGGACACGCAGGACUGCGGGAAGCUCCCCGACGUCUGCCCGCCCGGCCUGAGAGACAAGGACAUCAAGGGCGCCUGCAAGGAGGAGCAGAGGCCGAGGACCGCGAACAAGGCCCCGGGCAGCAAGGGGGUGAAGCAGAAGUCCCCGCCCGCGGCCGUGGCCGUGGCCGUGACCGCCGCCGCCGCCCCGCCGCCCGCGGUGCCUGGCGCGCCCGCCGAGAGCGCACCCGCGCCUGCCCGGAGGUCCGCGGGCAAGAAGCCCGCCCGGCGCACCGAGAGGACCUCGGCCGGCGACAGCGGCCCCCGGCCCGAGGAGCCCGUGGCUGCCGAGGCGCUGGGGGCGAGCGCGGGGCUUCCCCCGGAGCCCCCCAAGCCCCGGCCUUGCGGCAACAGCAGGACCAACCACCGCAAGGAGCUGCGCUCGGCCGUGACCUGCGAGAAGCGCCGCACGCGGGGGCUGAGCCGGAUCGUCCCGAAAUCCAAGGAGUUCAUCGAGACGGAGUCGUCCUCUUCGUCCUCCUCCUCGGACUCGGACCUGGAGUCGGAGCAGGAGGACUACCCUCUGUCCAAGGCCGUGGCCGCCGCUGCCGCCGCCGCCUCCGGGAACGACCCGAGGCUGAAGGAGGCUCCCAGCAGCAUCAGCGGCGGCGGCCCCCGCGCUCCCGUGGGCUCCAUCAACGCCAGGACCACCAGCGACAUUGCCAAGGAGCUGGAGGAGCAGUUCUACACACUGGUCCCCUUCGGCCGCAACGAGCUUCUCUCCCCGUUGAAGGACAGUGACGAGGUCCGGUCACUCUGGGUCAAAAUUGACCUGACACUUCUGUCCAGGAUCCCGGAACACCUGCCCCAGGAGCCGGGGGUCUUGAGUGCUCCAGCGGCCAAGGACUCUGAGAGCGCACCCCCGAGCCACGCAUCCGAGGCGCCCGUGGAAAAGACCUUGCCAAAAUCCAAGAGGAAACGCAAGUGCGACAACGAAGACGACUACCGGGAGAUCAAGAAGGCCCCGGGAGAGAGGGAGAGCUCCUCACGACUGACCGCCUCUGCCAACAGUGCUUUGCCCGCAAAUCAUUGCAGCAUGAACAUCAACAGCUUGGCAAUACCAAUAAAUAAAAAUGAAAAAAUGCUCCGGUCGCCCAUCUCACCCCUCUCCGACGCAUCUAAACACAAAUUCUCCGGCGAGGACUUAACUUCCUCCAGCAGAUCCAACAGCAACGGUCUGUUCACUUCCACCUCCUCCAACAAAAAGCAUAAGGUGGAGAGCCAGCUGCAGACCCACGCCGCGGACCUCACGAAAGCGGCUCACAACAAUUCCGAAAGCAUUCUCCACAAGUCACGGCCGCAGACAGAGCCCUGGUCUCCAGGCGCCAACGGCCACCGGGACUGCAAGAGGCAGAAACUCAUCUUCGAUGAUAUGCCACGCAGUGCAGAUUAUUUUAUGCAAGAAGCUAAGCGAAUGAAGCAUAAAGCAGAUGCGAUGGUGGAAAAGUUUGGAAAGGCUCUGAACUAUGCAGAAGCAGCCUUGUCAUUCAUUGAGUGUGGAAAUGCCAUGGAACAGGGCCCCAUGGAGUCCAAAUCUCCUUACACCAUGUAUUCAGAGACAGUUGAGCUCAUCAGGUAUGCCAUGAGACUAAAAACCCACUCCAGCCCCAACGCCACACCAGAGGAUAAACAGCUGGCUGCAUUAUGUUACCGAUGCCUGGCUCUUCUGUACUGGCGGAUGUUUCGACUCAAAAGGGAUCACGCUGUGAAGUAUUCAAAGGCACUUAUCGACUAUUUCAAGAAUUCGUCUAAAGCUGCCCAAGCCCCAUCUCCAUGGGGGGCCAGUGGAAAGAGCACUGGAACCCCAUCCCCCAUGUCUCCCAACCCGUCCCCCACCGGCUCCGUGGGCUCUCAGGGGAGCCUGUCCAACGCCAGCGCCCUGUCCCCAUCAACCAUCGUCAGCAUCCCGCAGCGCAUCCACCAGAUGGCAGCCAACCACGUCAGCAUCACCAACAGCAUCCUGCACAGCUACGACUACUGGGAGAUGGCAGACAACCUGGCCAAGGAGAACAGAGAAUUCUUCAACGACCUGGACCUGCUCAUGGGGCCGGUCACACUGCACAGCAGCAUGGAGCACCUGGUCCAGUACUCCCAGCAGGGCCUCCACUGGCUGCGGAACAGCGCCCACCUGGCCUGAACGCCGCCCCGGCCGCGGCGGGCGCGUCUCCAGGACGGCCCAGCGCUUCUGGACACUGUGCUCCCCACCUUCCCGGCCGCAGCGUUUCUCGAAAGGCGGUGAAUAUUUUCCAGCAUCGAACAGCAGUCUGUUCUCCCAGGGCGUGUGUGUUUGUGUGUGUGGGUGUGGAAUAAGCUGCCGGUGGAGGUGUGUAAGACACAACAGUUCUCUAGAACACAUCUCCUGUGUCCCACUUCCAGCAUCCCAGGCUAGACAAAGUGAUCUGACGUUUCUGAUUAGAGAAAACACACUCACUCACACACACACACACAUUUUCUAGUUCAAAGCUCAACCGUGACUUCUUAGAAUAUUCAACCAAAAUCUCAUGGGUUAGUGAACCAGGUGCAAUAGAGCACACCAAAAGCUUGACUGCCCGUUAAGAUGAACCCAGCUCUUAUACUAUUGAUUCCUUUCAGUAUUAAUAUCCUUUUCUCCCAUUAUUUUUUUAUUGUCUGUAUUAAUGGGUUUUUGAAUAAUGAAAAUAAGUCAGUUAUUUUUGUGCUGGACGUUUACUAGAUUGCAUGUUACCAAAUACCCUGCUUUUUGUCUAGUCCCUUCCCUCCUCCAUCCAAUUCUCUAUCUAACUCUGCUAUCAACUAAACGUGUUAGACGCAAAUGACUCGACUCCCAUGGGCCUUCCCUGCCCCCCAAAAUAGGAUGACCAUGACCCUGACCCUGAGAUUUGGUGGGGAAAAAAAAAAAACAAAAAACUCUGUGUCUUUGAAAACGCACCCACAUGGAAGCAGCAGCAGCUGUGUCCCCGGGCUCGGCGAGGAACUGACCCCCGCACAUGCCAGGAGCCCCCCGGCACGUGUGUUCCUUCCUCCCGCCACUGUGACCCCAGGGGCUGUGCAGCCCCGUGGGUUUGUCAGCCGAUACUUUUCAACAAGUCUUUUCUUUCCGUGAGAGCUUUCUUACCCAUGUUCUUGGCCAAAUGAGGACAUUGUCUCGGAUGUCCCUUCCCUCGGAAUCUGUCUGUUGCUUUGUCAGGCCAAGAACUGUUUGCUGCAAUGAUUCUGUCUAAUCCUGUCUUUGGAGAAAGUGCCGUGCAGACCUUAAAUGCAUUUUUGACCUGGGGUAUGUAUGUCAGGGUCUGAUGAGCAGGUUGCCCACCACAGAGCAGGUGAUCCCUGUAGUGAUUGAGGUUCUGUCUGGGGUAGCAGCGACCCGAACAUCAUGCUUAAGCCCCCGUGCAUCUGGUACGUGUAUGUCUUCCCCCGAUUCUUUUUUGUUUUGUUUAAUUAAGUUUACAUUUUAGUUUUUUCAACAUUUUGUUUACAGUGUUUGAAAUUUCUUUUGUUGUCUGAAAUUUAUUUCUUUUAUUGUCUCUUGUCAUAUCCUAGAUUUAGUGUUCCUGUUAAAUAUAUUUGAAUACAAAGAUAUUGGUAAAAAAGAAAAACUCCUGGAAAGGAGGAUAUACCUUGUCAUGCUUUAAAAACAAAAAUAAUGACCUUGAUGCCUCUCACUUGACAAAAUUACCCCAUGACAGCCUGAGAAAGACAGAUGAUGGGGUACAUGGAAUAAUCCAUUUUUCAAGGUGGUGGUAACAUAAAAUACUUAUAUCAGAUGCUAAUGGUCUCACUGGUUUGGUUGCAAUGUUAACAUUUUCAUCAGCCUGAUCUGUGGGUGGGAAAUCAGAUUGCUGUAAUCCCCUAGCUCUAAGCACUGAUUCAAAACUGUGCAAGUGAUUGAACAGCUUUGGCGAUUUGAAAUUCAUUCAAUGAACAAGUGAAGGCUUUGUGAAAUUUGUAUUUGGUGUUGGCCUUUAAGCAGCUGGAAAUAUUAACAAUACUUCUUUUUUCACAUUUAUCCAACUGCGGUGCUUCUGACAUUCCUUUCACUAAUUAUUACUAGAUCUCCCCUUCCCAUUGGGGUCUCACUUAAGACAUUUUUGUUUUUGUUUGUUUGGUUGGUUUUUUUUUUUUUUGGAGGACUGAGGCUUAGUUCUACUCACUGUUGCUGAAUUCUGAUGAAAUGUUCAGACUCUCACAUAAAAGGACGGCCCCCCAGUGUCCCUCAGGCAUCCCUGGGUGCCUUUCUGAUCUUAUCCACCGUUAAGCCCCAGGCCCCAUGGUGGCAUCCACGUAGUGUGCUCACAUGUAAAGGCACAGGCUGUCUCCAGCCGGUUGUGCCCCAGCACUGCAUCAGAACGCCGUGAGCCGCGGUCGUUUCCAACAAAACGUGAAACCAGUUAACUGGGGGCAGUCACAGCAUGCCAUUCUUCUCUGUCUCAUUUCAUUGGUGGAGCAUGUCGGGGCAGUGGUUGUUCCUUGCUUUGGCAUCAGUGCUUUUGAUAAGGAAGCAUCUUCUGAUCAUUGCUGGUCCCUUUUCUUUAGUUUUGUUCAAAGUAAAAAUAGCUUUCUUGUGUUUUCUGAUUAUGAAACUAACAGACACUCAUGGUGAAAAUUCAAACAAUACAGACAAGUGUAAAGUAGGAAGUACUCAGCCCCAACCCCCAGAGACAGCACUGCUCACACUUCCCUGUAUAUCCUUCGGGAGAGUCUCCCAUUUAAAUGUAGAAUGUCUAUCAUCAUUUCCUUCUAUUUGAAGACAUUAUUUCUUCAGAAGUUCAGUACAAGUUCAACUGGCCUUAUCCCUCCAUGACCUGAAUGGACCUGGAUCACAAUUGUUAGAAAUAUCUUUGAAAGAGAGGAACCCAAAUAAUAUUCAUGAUUAAAGUGUGGGAUUUGUUACCAUUCGACACAGAUCAGACUUACAUGCAGAAUUGUGCUUGGGAAGAGAGGUUCGGUUAAAAUGUUAUUUCUGGAAACUUUCAAAUUGCAAACGGAAAGUCGGACCCACUGUCUAAAGAGAAAUGUACUGGAAAAAAAAAUCUGAAAAGUUGACAAACUGUGUAUUGGAUUGAAGAUGUGGAAUCAACGCAGUGAGCUUUUCUGCACUAAAACGUACCCUCGUAUCUACAACAAAGAUGUGUGUAUUACAUAACAGUGAUGUGUACAUUUCUGACAUCCCAUACAUAAUAUACACAGUUUGUAUAAAUGCAUACAUUUAAAAAUAUAUAUGUACAGUACAGCUACCAUAAAACUGUAGUACGCUUGAAGGAUAUGACCAGUGCCUAAUGUUGAGUAUAAGUCACUGCGUGUUUAAAUCACCUCGGAAGUGCAGUAAUUGUUAUCAGAUUAAUCAGUGCAGCCAAUCUUAUUUAUGAACCACAUCUUUGAAACUGUGCAGUAGUAUAUACAUAUAUAUUUUUAAAUAACAUUUUUCACAGUUUUCCAGAGUUACUGUUGAAAUCUGUAUCACCAAAAAAAAAAAAAAAGCAAGAUUUUUUUUAAUGAUGUAGACACUCUCCAAACCCAGUAAUCUGUGUGUGAUUUCCUGUUUGUAGAUACCCAAGACACUUUAGCAGUCACCAGCCUUAAUGCAUGUACAGGAUAUUAUUGUGACUUAAUUUAUCUGCAGUUUUUAAUCCAUGUGAAAUUGGAAUUUAUAAACUGACUUGGAUUAACUAUGUCUGCCUUUCUAAGGUUGCAAAUGUUACAUUAAAUGAUUUAUGUUGUAAA